AUCGUUGUCCCAUAGAAGUAGCUGUGGGGAAGGUGUACAGCUUAACUAUCAUAAAGCAUCUUCACGCACAGAACUCAGCAUGCCACACAGGUGUAACAAGUAGCACUGAAUGCUCCUGUGGACGUAAUCACUUUACUUGUGCUGUCAGCGCUUUUGGUGAAUGUACGUGCAUCCCUGCUCAGUGGCAAUGUGAUGGAGACAACGACUGUGGAGACCACAGUGAUGAAGAUGGCUGCAUGCUGCCCACUUGCUCCCCCUUGGACUUCCACUGCGACAAUGGGAAGUGUAUCCGUCGUUCGUGGGUCUGCGAUGGAGACAACGACUGUGAGGAUGAUUCUGAUGAACAGGACUGCCCGCCACGGGAAUGCGAGGAAGAUGAAUUCUCAUGUCAGAAUGGAUACUGCAUCCGCAGCCUGUGGCACUGCGAUGGUGAUAAUGACUGUGGUGACAACAGCGAUGAGCAGUGUGAUAUGAGAAAGUGCUCAGAGAAGGAGUUUCGCUGCAGUGAUGGUAGCUGCAUAGCUGAGCACUGGUUCUGUGAUGGUGACACAGACUGCAAGGACGGCUCAGAUGAAGAGAACUGCCCAUCAGAUGUUCCAGCUGCCACCUGCAGCUUGGAGGAGUUCCAGUGUGCGUAUGGACGCUGCAUCUUGGACAUCUACCACUGUGAUGGCGAUGAUGACUGUGGGGACUGGUCUGAUGAAUCUGAUUGCUCAUCUCACCAGCCGUGUCGCUCUGGGGAAUUCAUGUGCAACAGUGGCUUGUGCAUUAAUGCUGGCUGGAGGUGUGAUGGAGACUUUGACUGUGAUGACCAGUCAGAUGAGAGGAACUGCACUGCGUCUAUGUGCACAGCUGACCAGUUCCGCUGUAAAUCAGGGCGCUGUGUCCGUCUCUCCUGGCGUUGUGAUGGGGAAGAUGACUGCUCUGACAACAGCGAUGAGGAGAACUGUGAGAACACAGGAACCCCACAGUGUGCCCCAGACCAGUUCCUGUGUGAGAACGGACGCUGUAUCGGCCAGAGAAAGCUGUGCAAUGGUGCAAAUGAUUGUGGAGAUGGCAGUGAUGAGAGCCCACACCAAAACUGCCGUCCGCGAACAGGGGAGGAAAACUGCAAUAUCAACAAUGGUGGCUGUGCUCAGAAGUGCCAGAUGGUACGAGGGAUGGUACAGUGCACCUGCCACACAGGUUACAGGCUUCUGGAAGAUGGCCGAUCGUGCCAAGAUGUGAAUGAAUGUGCAGAGGAGGGUUACUGCAGCCAAGGCUGUACCAACAGUGAAGGAGGCUUCCAGUGCUGGUGUGAGCAAGGCUAUGAGCUGCGACCUGACAAGCGCAGCUGCAAAGCUCUAGGGCCGGAGCCAGUGCUGCUUUUUGCCAAUCGGAUUGAUAUCCGACAAGUGUUGCCUCAUCGCUCGGAGUAUACACUGCUCCUGAACAACCUGGAAAAUGCCAUUGCCCUUGACUUCCACCACAGCAAGGAGCUGGUUUUCUGGUCUGAUGUCACUCUGGACCGCAUAAUGAGGGCCAACCUGAAUGGUAGCAACGUGGAAGAGGUGGUUUCCACAGGCCUGGAGAGCCCAGGUGGACUUGCUAUUGACUGGAUCCAUGACAAAUUAUACUGGACAGACUCUGGGACCUCUCGGAUUGAAGUAGCAAACUUGGAUGGCACUCACAGGAAAGUGCUGCUGUGGCAGAACCUGGAGAAGCCACGAGCGAUUGCCCUCCAUCCUAUGGAGGGCACUAUCUACUGGACUGACUGGGGCAACACUCCUCGCAUUGAGUAUUCCAACAUGGAUGGCUCCAAUCGGCGCAUCAUUGCAGAUACGCACCUCUUCUGGCCCAACGGACUGACUAUUGACUAUGCAGGGCAUCGAAUGUACUGGGUGGAUGCCAAACAUCAUGUCAUUGAGAGGGCUGACCUUGAUGGGCAGAAUAGGAAGGCUGUUAUUAGCCAAGGGCUCCCGCACCCCUUCGCUAUCACCGUGUUUGAAGACAGUCUGUACUGGACGGACUGGCACACCAAGAGCAUCAACAGCGCCAACAAAUUCACGGGGAAGAACCAGGAGAUCAUCCGCAACAAACUCCACUUCCCUAUGGACAUCCAUACACUGCAUCCUCAGCGCCAGCCAGCAGCAGGGAGAAACCGUUGUGGGGCCAACAAUGGGGGCUGUACUCACCUCUGCCUGCCAAGCAGCAAGGAUUACACCUGCGCCUGCCCCACUGGCUUCCGCAAGACCAGCAACCAUGCCUGUGCCCAGAGUCUUGACAAGUUCCUGCUUUUUGCCCGAAGGAUGGACAUCCGUCGGAUCAGCUUUGACACAGAUGACUUGUCAGAUGAUGUCAUUCCCCUUGCUGAUGUGCGCAGUGCUGUGGCUCUGGAUUGGGACUCAAAAGAUGAUUAUGUCUACUGGACUGAUGUUAGCACCGACUCCAUCAGCCGAGCUAAAUGGGAUGGAUCAAGCCAAGAGGUUGUGGUGGACACUAGCCUGGAAAGUCCAGCUGGACUGGCAAUUGACUGGGUCACCAACAAGCUGUACUGGACUGAUGCAGGAACAGAUCGGAUAGAGGUCUCCAACACAGAUGGGACCAUGAGGACUGUUCUGAUCUGGGAGAACCUCGACAGACCCAGAGAUAUCGUGGUGGACCCUGUUGGAGGAUUCAUGUACUGGACUGACUGGGGAGCCAGCCCGAAGAUUGAGCGUGCUGGUAUGGAUGCCUCAAACCGCUUGGUGAUCAUCUCCUCCAACCUGACGUGGCCCAAUGGUUUGGCCAUUGACUACGAGUCACAGCGCUUGUACUGGGCCGACGCAGGCAUGAAGACCAUUGAGUAUGCCAGUCUGGAUGGGAGCAGCAGGAAGGUGCUGAUUGGGAGCAAUCUGCCUCACCCCUUUGGACUUACUCUUUAUGGCGAGAGAAUCUACUGGACAGACUGGCAGGCCAAAAGCAUCCAGAGUGCAGAUAGAAGGACUGGGCAGGCUCGGGAAACGCUGCAAGACAAUCUGGAGAACCUUAUGGAUAUUCAUGUUUUCCACCGGCACAGGCCACCAGUGCACACAGCAUGUGAAGUUAACAAUGGAGGCUGCAGUCACCUGUGCCUUCUGGCACCUCUUCCAAAAGGUUAUAGCUGUACCUGCCCUACUGGGAUCAACCUGCAGUCUGAUGGCAAGACCUGCUCCCCUGGAAUGACCAGCUUUCUGAUCUUUGCUAGAAGGACUGACAUCCGGAUGGUCUCUCUGGAUAUUCCCUACUUUGCAGAUGUUGUUGUCUCAGUCAAUGUCACUAUGAAGAACACCAUUGCAAUUGGGGUGGAUCCUCAGGAAGGAAAGGUUUACUGGUCAGACAGCACACUGCGGAAGAUCAGCCGGGCUGCCCUUGAUGGCUCCCAGUAUGAGGACAUCAUCACCACAGGUCUCUUGACUACAGAUGGGCUGGCCGUGGAUGCUAUUGGCAGGAAGAUAUAUUGGACAGAUACAGGAACAAAUAGGAUUGAAGUGGGCAACCUGGAUGGCUCCAUGAGGAAAGUCUUGGUCUGGCAGAACCUGGACAGCCCACGGGCAAUAGCAUUAUACCACGAGAUGGGGUACAUGUACUGGACAGAUUGGGGUGAGAAUGCCAAGCUGGAGCGCUCUGGGAUGGAUGGCUCAGGACGUGUAGUGCUGAUCAGCAACAACCUGGGCUGGCCUAAUGGACUAGCAGUGGACAAGGCUGGGUCCCAGCUGCUCUGGGCUGAUGCACACACUGAGCGUAUUGAGGCUGCAGAUCUCAAUGGUGCAAACCGCCGCACCCUGCUGUCCCCAGUGCAACAUCCCUAUGGCCUCACUCUGCUGGACUCUUACAUCUACUGGACUGACUGGCAAACUCGCAGCAUUCACAGGGCUGACAAGGAUACGGGAGCCAACGUCAUUUUGGUGAGGGCAAACCUGCCCGGCCUCAUGGACGUUCAGGCUGUUGAUAGGGCACGGCCCCUGGGCUUUAAUAAAUGUGGAGUUCGUAAUGGCGGCUGCUCCCACCUUUGCUUGCCUCCUCCCACUGGCUUCUCCUGUGCCUGCCCCACUGGCAUCCAGCUGAAGAGAGAUGAGCAGACAUGUGACUCUUCUCCAGAGACCUACCUACUCUUCUCUAGUCGUGCCUCCAUCCGUCGUAUCUCGCUGGACACCAGCGACCACACGGAUGUACACAUACCUGUCCCUGAGCUGAACAACGUAAUUUCUCUGGACUACGAUAGCGUGGAUGGCAAGAUUUACUACACAGAUGUUUUCCUUGAUGUCAUCAGGCGGUCUGACCUGAAUGGCAGCAACAUGGAGACUGUUAUUGGUCAGGGGCUGAAGACGACAGAUGGCCUGGCAGUGGACUGGGUCGCCAGGAACCUCUACUGGACAGAUACAGGACGCAAUACCAUAGAAGUAGCUAGACUGGAUGGAAGCUCUAGGAAGGUGCUGAUCAAUAACAGCCUGGAUGAGCCCCGAGCCAUUGCUGUCUUUCCCAAGAAGGGGUACCUCUUCUGGACAGAUUGGGGUCACAUUGCUAAAAUUGAACGGGCAAACUUGGAUGGCUCUGAACGUAAAAUCCUGAUCAACACUGACCUAGGAUGGCCCAAUGGAUUGACCUUGGAUUAUGACACCAGGAGGAUUUACUGGGUGGAUGCACAUCUUGAUCGCAUAGAGAGUUGUGAUCUCAAUGGGAAGCUACGCCAAGUGUUGGUCAGCCAGGUGUCGCAUCCCUUUGCUCUGACACAGCAGGAUAGGUGGAUAUACUGGACUGACUGGCAAACCAAAUCUAUCCAGCGAGUGGACAAGUACUCUGGGCGGAAUAAGGAAACGGUCCUGGCCAAUGUUGAAGGAUUGAUGGAUAUCAUUGUGGUUUCCCCUCAGAGACAGACAGGUACUAAUGCUUGUGGAGUGAACAAUGGAGGCUGCACUCAUCUCUGCUUUGCCAGAGCUUCUGACUUUGUCUGCGCAUGUCCUGAUGAACCAGAUGGGCGGCCCUGUUCCACUGUUCCUGGUGUGGUGCCCCCUGGUCCGGAAACUACCAGUGUAAGUGAGAGAAGUCAGACACUGCCUGGCAGAGUAACUACCUCAACGACCAAACCUCUUACAUCUCUGGAAGCAGUGGAAGGAAACUGCUCUGAUAAAGAUGCCAGGCGAGGCUUGUGUACCCGUGACAAUGAGGCAGUGCUUGCAACCGUGGGAGAAGGAUUGCACGUUAGCUACAUUAUUGGAGGCCUUCUCAGCAUCUUGUUUAUUUUGCUGCUUAUUGCCGCUUUAAUUAUAUAUAGGCAUAAUAAGACCAAGUUCACGGACCCUGGCUUGGGGAACCUAACCUACAGUAAUCCGUCAUAUCGGACAUCUACCCAGGAGGUGAAGAUUGAAACGAUUCCCAAACCAGCCAUGUACAACCAAUUGUGCUAUAAGAAAGAGGCUGGUCCUGAUCACAGCUACACCAAGGAGAAGAUCAAGAUUGUGGAGGGGAUUUGCCUUUUGUCCAGUGAUGACUCGGAAUGGGAUGACCUUAAACAGAUUCGGAGCUCCCGAGGAGGGAUCCUCCGGGACCACGUCUGCAUGAAGACAGACACGGUCUCUAUUCAAGCUAGUUCUGGUUCACUGGAUGACACUGAAACUGAGCAGCUGCUACAGGAAGAACAGUCUGAGUGACACACCCCCCCCCCAGCCACUCCCGAACGGCGUGGCUCGCUCCCAGACACAGGCUGGAAGCACCAACGCAAGCCCUCCACAGAGAGUGAGGUCUAAAGUGCGCGCUACUUUGGAGAUGCUUGUACCCUCCCUAGCCUCCACUCUGCACGAAAAAGACGGGACUCUGCCUGCCAAGCAAGGAAGGGUGCAGAGAUUAGCCUCUCUUGAAAGGAGCCCAGAGACUGUGACUGCCUUUGAGCAAGGAGCCUGGGCAACUGUUCUGUUGUGGUUGGAGAGGGAGGAUGGGUGGGUUGGAACCCAGAGACCUUUUUGGCUUGUUUUCACUGUCUGUGGUUUAUUUAUAUGGUCCCUUUUCCUGGAAGCUGCCACAUUAACUUUUGCAGUGACUCCUCUGGCCUGAGUCUGGUUCAGAUUCUGUCUUUGGCAACCUGCAAAUCCCAUGCAGUUCAGCUCACAGUCGAUGCCCCUGAAGAGAGCAGACAGAGCUACUUCAUUGCUAGCUCUUGGUCACAGACGUUCCCCUAGUCAUUCCAGCACUAGCAGCGCUCUGAGGCUUUGUGUUGUGGGGUCUCUGACUUAAGAAAUAUCACAGAAUAGAUGGGAUAUGCUUUGGGGCUUAAGGGGACAGUGACACAGUAUCAAGUCACCUUUUAAGGGCCUACAGAGAGUAACCACACUUGCCAUGAUUUGCUUCAUGAGAGCAUCACUGCUUACUUUCCCACCUGCUAGUAAAAACCUUAAUGAAUUCUGGGAUUGGAGCACUGUGUCUGUUGCUGGCAGUGGACAUUGCUCCUUUUCACUCCCUUCUGUUAAAACAUGUUUCUGCUCUGGAAAAACAAGUCAGCAAAUGGCCCUUUCAGAACUGUUCUCUGUAGGUACUGUGGUCAGAGUACUGUAUUCAAGCUAAAAAAAUAAAUUAGUAUUGUUCGUAGCUCUACUGAGCUAAUGGGAGGAAAUGUAUCUCAGCAAGCACUAGAUUUUACUCUUUCCUAACUGAUAUGUAUAAAACAAAAGAUAGAAAAUUUGCUUAAUCCCCACAAGUCCCAGUUCUACAAGGUUCCAGUUGUUUUGGCCUUCAGGACCUUCGAUUACAGUGAUGAGGGGAAAUAAGAGAAUUCCUAGGUUGACUCUCCCCCAGGGGAAUCUUCAGUGCUGACAGUUAGGAACUGCUUUAUUAAUAGACUAAGCCCAUUUGACCUAGAAUAGGAGACUAAUCGUGGAGCUGUAAGGGCCAUUUUUAAAUAGUUGCUUAGCAGAUAGAAUUGCACUUUAAGUUCUAUUAUUACUAGUAAAUAGCUGUCCUUGCAGAGUCAUUCUCCCAUCAGCUCUAGGAACCUCAGAUAUUCUCUGGCCUCCAAGGCCUUUACCCUGUAGGGAAUGAAUAAUCCCACCCUUGCAGUUACAGACACCUCGGCAGCAUCUGGAGCUUGCAUACUCCUGAGGACUGUGCCACUGUUUCAUGUUCUCUUGGUGUCUCAUAUCUGGUCGGAGAACAAAGAGGUAGAGAAAAUCUCUCUUGACUCCUCUUCGAUAGUGCGAUUUAUAUCAUCUCGCCAAGUCAUGUGAAUACUCUUAGGGUAAGAUAGGAAGUCUUAUGCCAUAUAUUGAGAAGCAUAACUUUCCGGUGAAGAAUCUCUUGCAGCAAACUGUUAACCUCUCUAUCUUCUGGGAAGAGGCCAAGUGCAUUCCCACCCAUGGCGUGAAAAGAGCAAAGCGUACAGUAGGGAUAUGGCAUAGAAUUGUGGGGAGGAUGCAUUUCAAGCGCAAUACUUUUCCAGCUAGUUUAAAAAAAUGAAAAUCCAUCCUAUUCUGUUGUAACCUUGUUCAGAUACUAACAGUCCUACUACCCUUGGAAAAACAUGACAGUUGCCAGUGGGUUCGCAAUGCUCUUUACACCAGAGGUGGCUCUGCAGCAAGAGGUUGCCGCUUUGACAUGGCUAGGUGGCAUGAAACUGUCCAUAACUUGCACCAUUGGGCUGACUGGUGUAUAUUCCUGUGGAAAAUGAACUGGAGCUAAGGCUUAGAAAUUUCCCUAUGUUAAUGUGGGACUCUUCCCUACUCUCAGAGGGAUUUUUUUAUUAGAUUUUUUUAUUUAAUUAUUUAUUUGAUUGACUCCAGCCUGGGAAGCACUGUUUUUGUUGGGCAGGGGCACAUUUGGAUUGAGGCGUGGACUCAGUGGGGAACUGAGAAAGGAGUGCAGGUAACUGAGGUGGACCUUGCCUGUCUAGGCUGCCUGAUGCAGGGACAACGUCGAAGGGCUCGAGCAUAGGCAGAAGAACCAAUACGAGAGGAAGCCAGGUGUGUAGGGCAGGGGCAUGAGAGCUGGGUAUAGGUGGAUGGGGAAGAAGGUUCUGACUUCUAGGAGAGCAGGCUGUUUUUGUGUCUUCCCUCCUCCCCCCCAACAGCUAUGUGAGUGUGCACCAAAUUCCUGAGGCAGGACAGGGGUGAAGGGAGAUACCACCCAGACCUGUCACUUGAGGUUCAGUCAGUCUGUAGAAAUAAUUGCUCUCCGAGUCACAAGUGCAGAAUGGAAAGGAAAACCCAGUCAGUCUUUUCAACAAUUAAUGGUGCUUGUGAUCUCCACCUUGAUGUAAUCUCUGCUGCUUCUUAGAAGGGACCCUGCACACUCCAGCCGAACACGAUUCGUAACUGCUCUCUGCUUCCUUUCUGAAAUAAUUUAAGGUGAAAAGGAGCAAAGAAACAUCCCACAGCCUCACGUCCGCAAGUGAGGUGGGCAGAAAUCAGUUUCAUUUUUCUAAAGUAUGCAGACAGCCCCAGUGAGAUGCUGCCUAGAGGGUAACGUCAUGUUUCCCCAUUCUGGGGAAGAGAAGGCCCUCACUGCGCUUAGGCUGUUAAGAAUGUAGAAAGGCCACUGGAGGAUGAUCUCCUGAGCACUGAUUUACUAUGUAAAAAAAGCAAACCUCUCUCCUGUCUGUCCUGAGCUAACAUCAGUGAUUUCCCUGCGUUCCUGUGUAAUGGUUUUAACGUUACUCACUGGAGACAUUGGACUUUCUGGAGUUAUUUAACCACUAUGUUCAGUAUUUUAGGGGUUGAUAUGAUAAUUUAAUAUAAAUUUAGCUUUUCUUAACCACUC
Struthio camelus australis is the source of this 8742-nucleotide messenger RNA. Lineage: Eukaryota; Metazoa; Chordata; Aves; Struthioniformes; Struthionidae. The record is from RefSeq and is a predicted model, not a curated record.